AUGUUCCCCUCGCAUCACAUCAUGGGAAGCUCCUGGUUGCGCUCGAAUCCUCAGAAUCUAUCAGGAAAAGCCCCCGAAGAGAAAUGGACUGCACCAGAACUCGUACCACCUGUCAGGGCCUCACCAAGACUUCAUGAUACUCCACGUCGAAAUCGAAACGCGCGCCACUACCUCCGACCCAGCUGGAAAAGGAACCCGAAACCAGUGUACAAGAAAAUCCUUUCAAACCCAGACACCGUAAGGGCCGAUCUGGAACUGCCCAAACACACCGAACUCCGCCACAUCCCCGAAAACAUCGAACGCGAACACAAGCAAGCAUUUUACUACAACCAGAUCUGGAACGCACGAGAUCAACAAUGGACCGUGCAACACGAAAGCAUCCAAAAAGACGUACACGAAGGCCAAGUGCGCCGUACCACAAUCCCCGCAAGGAAACAUGAACUAGACCCUGAACGGAGAGAGCAGUAUGAGAAUGUCAUCCAAGACCGGCGCUACGAUGAAGAUUCUGUAGAGAGGAGUGGAUGGCAGGGACAUGGGUGGUUGACACGUGCGAGGGCGGAGUUGGAAUUCCCGAAAGAGUUUGAUAGGCUUUGGGAAGAAUGGAAUCUUCGUGGGCGGAGGACUUCGGAGCAAGAACGGGAGUUGAUGGAACGGGAGAGGGAAAUCGAGAGGGAAGAGCAAGAGGACAGGAUUUUGGGGUAUGUGAAGAGGAACAUGAAGAACCGGGAGAGGAAUAAGCUGAAAGUUCUGGAUCGUGUGACGAAGAAAAUCGUGCCAAGACUCCGAGGAGGUGCGACGUCGUGGGAAGAAGUCGAACAGGAUCGUUUCUGGUAUCAAGAUCCGAUGCGAGAAGGUUUCUGGCCUGAAGCAUUGAGAUACAUCGAUGCUGUCCCUCUCGAGCUCAAGAGCUUUCCAGGUGAAUUCGUUGAGUUGCCUGGAGAGUGGGAGAAUCCUCUGGAGCGGAGCUGGAGUUAUGUUUUCAGGGACGAGUAUCAACGAUUGCUUGAGGAAGAAGAGGAGCGGCCGAAUGUUGCAGUGAUUGCGCCGGAGCAGUCAGCUUUUGCGGACGUUGGUGCGGCUGAGGUGCUAAGACAGCAAUUCGAUCAGACGCAUGGCAGGAAGAAAGGUAAUGAGGCAAGUGUUGAAGAUGUUGAGGAAGAGGAAGAGGAAGAGGAGGAGUUGCCCGUAGCGGCAGCGAGUAACUACGACGCAUUCUGGCGAAAACCCCACUCCUCUGGCUUCUUCGUCGCCGAACUGUGCCAUCGCAGGCAUCGAUGGACCGACGCUGAAAAGGCCGAGUACAUAACGGUUAUGCAUGUGUCGCGUGCGAGAAAGAAGAUCGCGUGUGUACCUUGCCAUGAGCGCAAGGUGCGGUGCGAUGCGUCGGACGUUGGCAUGCCGUGCACUCGCUGCAGCGAACGCCAGCGCAGCGCACACUGCACACCCACAUCGCGCAAGCCUCGAAGACGAAACGCGCACGCAUGCAACAACGCCCGCCGCCCAUCGGCCGAGCGCGAGCCUGACCAUGCAUACCAGCCAUGUGCUCCCAUCUCUCCUGUCGACACGGAUGCUUGGCAGCGCGCGCCCGACGACGAGCACGUGCAGACGCUGCGUGGCAUGGCCGGGCAGCCCACUCCGACCGAGCUGAUCAGACAGGACAAUGACAGGCAUGGCGUCGUCAAUGGCUCGCCUCACGUGAUUGAAUACUUCGACCGCUUCAACGCGACAGCCCUUCUGACAGAGGCGCUGGGCGUUCGCAAGCGCAAACGUCUGAUCCGGAUCGAGCUGGCUGCUGCGGGAGAGCCUGAUCAGCCCUAUCCGUACUUCGAGUCGCCCCAUCUGCCUGCUCACGACAUGCAAUACCUGCGCUCCAAGCAUGUCUUCGAUUUGCCGCCUCCAGAAGUCUGCCACCCUCUUCUGCGCGCCUUCUUUGACUACGUCUGGCCAUACACCCCCGUCUUCGAUCGCACCCGAUUCUGCAGAGAAUUCCGCGCCGGCACUGUCUCGUAUUUUCUCCUGUACGCUGUGCUUGCCAACGCCGUGCCGUAUGUAGACUUUGACGUCUUGGAAUCGCACGGCUACCGAAGUCGAGACUCGGCACAGAGAGAGUAUGCCGACCGCGCCAAGCUGUUGCACGACUUUGGACUCGAGAGACGCCAGCUGCAAUCCCUCCAAGCUUCUAUCAUCUUGAGCUCCUUCCACACUUCCUUUGCGCCAAACGCUGACUAUCGUUCGUGGUUCCAAAAUGCUGUUCGGAUAGCCACACAAAUCGGCCUCCACCGGCAAAAUCUGGGCGAAGACCUCGAAUUUUCUACGCACCAGCUCUGCCGCCGCAUCUGGUGGGUUCUGGUCCAACGCGACGUGCUCUUCUCCGUCUCCGGCUUGCUAAAUGCCAGGUGCAUCGAUGAUUCGGAGUCUGAUGUCGCGCCUCUGACAAAUCUGGACUGGCCAGAGGACAGCUCGGAUUAUAUGGAUACCGAACUUAUGUCGCCGCUGCCCAUCACGGCCAAGCAGUUCUUGAUCCACAAUGGAGAGCUGGCUCAGUUGGGCGCUCGAGUUGUUCGUUUCACGCGAAGUCGCAAUCACCCAAUCUCUGUAGACACUGCGCGCGAAUUCGACGCGGCAUUAAUCGCAUUUCGGCAAGGACUGCCGCCUGAAUUCCAUGUUAGCAGCAUCGCCACUUCAUCAACGCAGAAUCUCUGGGUCGUCUUACUGGGCGCAUUAAGCCAGAGGCUCGAGUGUGUCUUCUUUCGAAUCGCCCUCGAGCAUUUCCAGUCGAUAGGCGACCAAGACAAUGCACGCUGGUGCAAGCAGAGACUCUUCAGCUGCAUUUUCGAAUUGGACGCUGUCAUUAAGCGCGCAGUCGUCUACGAUCUCGUAAAGUUUGCGCCAUCCUCCCUGUAA
Pseudocercospora fijiensis CIRAD86 is the source of this 2904-nucleotide messenger RNA. RefSeq lists its product as uncharacterized. The coding region runs from base 1 to 2904 and encodes 967 amino acids. The record is from RefSeq and is a predicted model, not a curated record. Gene Ontology annotation, molecular function: DNA-binding transcription factor activity, RNA polymerase II-specific; zinc ion binding; DNA binding. NCBI's taxonomy places the organism in Eukaryota, Fungi, Ascomycota, Dothideomycetes, Mycosphaerellales, Mycosphaerellaceae. Gene Ontology annotation, biological process: regulation of DNA-templated transcription; DNA-templated transcription. The transcript has 7 exons.